Molecule: messenger RNA, 723 nt
Organism: Funneliformis mosseae
Lineage: Eukaryota; Fungi; Glomeromycota; Glomeromycetes; Glomerales; Glomeraceae
Source: the annotation of a GenBank genome assembly
AUGCCAAAAUAUUACUGUGAUUACUGUGAUGUAUACUUAACACAUGAUUCCUCUUCGGUGAGGAAAGCCCACAAUAAUGGUAAAAACCACAUCAUGAACGUUAGGAAUUAUUAUGCUGAGUUAGGGCAAGAUAAAGCACAAGCAAUUAUCGAUGAAAUCACAAAGGCGUAUGAACGAGCUGGACAAUCAGGAUUUCCCCCUCAAUAUGGAUAUAUUCCUGGUCUUCCACCACCAACGGCUCCAGUUCCGGGUGCUGCACCCCCUCAAUAUGGUGGAGCUCCAAUACCACCGAUGAUGUUAGGUCGACCUCCUGCAGGAGCUGGUGCACCUGGUACUGUUCCCGCACCAGGACUUUCCAUACCACCACCGGGAAUAGGAUCAGCACCACCAGGAAUGGUAGCACCUGGAGUUGUAGGUCCGCCUCAAAGUAUACCAAUGAUUAAGACUGAACCAGGUUAUCUUCCCAUGAAAAUCGUGUCCCCGGGAAUUCGACCAUCAAUAGUUUCUCCUACUAAUGCUACAUCAUUGGGUCCUGGCCCUCAAGGCAAUAUUCCUCCAGGCGGUGUUCCUGGUUCUGUGCCACCUCCUGGAAGUGUAAAUUAUCAACAAUAUCCAAUUGGACAUCCUUCACAACAUUAUCCACCUCCUGGUGGCGGUCCAAAUGUUUCUAGUCCUUUAUCGCUUCAACCUUCGAGAGGUGUUAAAAGACAGAUGGAAGAAUAA